AAGGGAGAGUUUUUUCGGCUGUUCCUGGAUUGCAAUUCUUAUCAGCUGCGGUUGCAAAUCGCGAAUCUGAAGAAGUGAAUUAGUGCAGUCUUUAAAGUUCACGGUUUGGUGAUUGAUUUCUGUUGGUUGGUCAGAAUAGGAUAGUGGUUGGAAGCCAUCGGUUAUACACUUUGGUUUGAGUAGUCCAAAAAGGAGGAAGAGGCGCAUUCGAUAGGCGUGUGAAGUGCUGCCUGGAAGUGGUCCAUUCCAGAAUCUCGGUGCGGUUAUGAAUAAAUAAAUAUUGGAUUAAUUGGAUGCAUCACAAAUCGAUUAUUUCUGAUGUGCAUCCAGCGUGUUUUGUGUGUAUUUUGCUAUAGAGAGCGUGGCCAAAGUGGAUGAAAGUUUUCUUCAGCACCGGCUAGAUUCAUAAAGAGAAGAAAAAAAAAAAUAAAGCAGAAUUGUGAUUAAUGUUCUGGUUUAUUGAAAUCAGCGGCCACCGUUGUUAGUGAAGUAGAAAAGAAGAAGUUGGUUGGUUGUUGCAAAAGAGAGCGAGCACUGGGGAGUUGUUGUGGCUGGCUGCUCCAAUCCAUCGCUAAGCGGCAGGAUUCGUGAAGGCGAACCGUGGAAAGGAAAUCGAUAAAAUUUUCAGCACUGGGAAAUUAGUGGAGGCCUCAAGAUGGAAAACGUCACAGUGGAUCGUUCUGUAUGAGAGUGUCGUUUUCCUGGCGGUUUUUUGAGUGUGUUGUACAGGGAUUAAUUUUCGGUACAAAGUGGCGGAAGGAAGGGCCCUAAAGUUGUCCAAAGUGUGAGAUAAUUUGCAUAUAAAUUGGAUCCUGGCACGUAGAUAAAGUGAAAUAGACGAAAAAAAGUUGUUAAAUGUUUGGUGACCGACAGCAACACGGAAAAAAGUUGAAUGUGUGAAUUGAUUAAAGUUUAUCUUGUAAGCGCUCGUUCCCAAGGAUUCUACUAGCAUGGAGGAGGAACUACGUUGUCCUGUCUGCAAGCAGCUUUUCUCCAAUCCGGUGCUGUUGCCUUGCUACCAUGCCCUGUGUCUAGCUUGUGCCAUAGACAUUCAGAUUCCGGCGAAUCAAACCCAUCACGGUCCUGCAGUUCAUUUGCAUCAACAGCACUCACAAUCGUCGGCAUCGUCAGUUAGCACCGGUAGCUCAAGUGCGGCUGAGAGCGUCUCUUCAGAUCAAGAUCAGGCCGACAAAGUUAGCAUUUUGAGUGAGGCCGAUUCCGGGGUCAUCUGCUGCACAUCUCGACCCGGAUCCUACGCCGGCACUCCCAAUCUCCAGGGGCUACUUUUUCCACCCUCCAGUUCAGGGUCGGUCUUUUCCUUGGCUUGUCCAGUGUGCCGGAAAAUUGUAUUUUUCGACGAGCACGGAGCCCGCAACCUGCCCCUGUAUCGUGCUAUGGAGUCAAUCGUAGAUCGGUUCUGCGAACGGGAAGCUCUUCGUUGUCAAAUGUGCGAAACUGAACCACCCAAGGUAGCGUCAGUGGUUUGUGAGCAGUGUGAGAUUCGCUACUGCGAUGGCUGCCGGGAGCUUUGUCAUCCGGCACGUGGUCCGCUGGCCAAACACACCCUCACCAAGCCACGUGGCGCCUCUCAGCUUCGAGAGUCCAUCUGUGGUGAGCACAACGAGCCACUUGCCAUGUACUGUAUGGGCUGCAAGCUACCCAUCUGUAAUCAGUGCAUGGCCGAUAACCGUCAUCAGUCACACGACCUGCAAUCGAUCAUGGCGAUGUGCAAGGCUCAAAAGACUGAACUAUCCCACAACCUGCAGCAGCUAUCGGAGAAAGCCCGAUCGACGACAGAAUUCAUCCAAAGACUGAAAGGCAUGAGCGACAAAGUGACGGACUCCUGCAUCGAGUUCGAACGGUUAGUGACGGCCCAAUGUGAAGCGCUGAUAGAGGCCAUCCAGGCGCGGAGAGAAUGUCUGCUGGAAGCCAUCCGGCAAGAUAAAGACACCAAAAUCAGAACACUAAAGGAACAACAAGCGAGCUGUACGGGGAAACUCCAGCAGACCACCGGAUUGAUACAGUUCUGCAUCGAGGCGCUGAAAGAGACUGAUAGUGCGGCAUUUUUACAGGUUGGCUCGAUGCUGAUCAACAGGGUAGCAAAUACGGACAUGACGUGGCACCAGGAGGUAACGAAUGCAGCCCCUCGGGUUUCCCCUAUCAUCGAUCUGACGCUGGACGACGCCUCCCUGCAUCGGGCCAUCGACAACCUCAACUUUAUCCAGAUGAAACCCGCUAAAGAAGAAGAAGGAGAAGAAAGAGUCCCGGCAGCAGUCCCGCUGGCACCGAUCGUCCUGCCGGAGGAUUGCUCGGCGGAGAAUAACUCGGUAACGGUGGCGUGGCAGCCACCUAAUCACUCCUUCGUGCAGGGCUACGUGCUGGAGCUGGACGAUGGGAGCGGUGGAGAAUUCCGGGAAGUGUACUGCGGAAAGGAGACAAUCUGCACCGUCGACGGGCUGCACUUCAACUCGAUGUACAACGCCCGAGUCAAGGCCUUCAACAGCACCGGCGAGGGAGAGUACUCGGAACUCAUCGGCCUCCAAACGGCUGAAGUGGCCUGGUUCACCUUCGACCCGGUCCUGAGCGGCGGCCCCGGAUCCGGGCUGAACUUCUCCGAUGACAACCGGACCGUCUCUGUCGAUGGCUGGGAGCACCGGGUGGCCCUUGGAUCGGUUGGCUUUUCCCGUGGAGUUCACUACUGGGAGUUUACCAUCGAUAAGUACACGGCCGAUACGGAUCCUGCCUUCGGGGUGGCGCGAAUCGACGUCGACCGGGACAAGAUGCUGGGCAAAGACGACAAAGGUUUCGCGAUGUACAUCGACCGGCAGCGAUCUUGGUUCCAGCACAAUUCGGUCCACGAGCGCCGCGUAGAGGGAGGCAUUUCGAGUGGAAGCACCAUAGGCGUGCUGCUGGAUCUGGAACGGCACACGCUGCACUUCAUCGUCAACGAGAUGCCCCAGGGUUCGGUGGCGUUCCGGGAUCUGUACGGGGUCUUCUAUCCGGCCGUCAGCGUCAACCGGGGCGUCACACUGACACUCCACACGGGCCUCGAUGCGCCCCACAUGGACUAUCACUAGACGUCGUCGAACUCGGGAUGGCCAGAUGCCACGUGGUAGGAAUGGGGCGGCCACUUUAUUAUUAUUGUAUAGUAUAGUUGUAGGCUGUGCUCAGCUGCGGAAGCUUCUCCAUGACUGGUUGGCCGACUGAAUCUGCUCUUGGGGGGACGUUAUCUUUAAUUCAAAUUUCAUUCAAAUGAUUUUUGCAACCCGCCGCCAACCACGGAACUCCGGCACAGAUUUGAGGUCGACCGGAUCAGCUCCUCCCUAGAGCUAGCCUCAUUCAAACAUUUGCAUGCGCUGCCGUCCAGACCGCCAUAAUCGAAAUAUGGAUGCUGUCUGGGGAGGCUUGGCCAAACUGUGAGUUAUAUCAUCACCGAGCAGAGGAGCUAAGAGAGUAAGGCGGCUCCUUGAACGGCCCCCAGGCAGCCGGGUAGCCAGCCACCAGAAUGGAGGAAGACAACACUCCCGGACAGAAUCUCGGAAUAAAAAGAAAACUACAUAAUCAUG
This is a messenger RNA of Uranotaenia lowii, 3566 nucleotides long. It is a transcript of the gene Trim9, whose product is annotated as E3 ubiquitin-protein ligase TRIM9. The transcript has 10 exons. The record is from RefSeq and is a predicted model, not a curated record. NCBI's taxonomy places the organism in Eukaryota, Metazoa, Arthropoda, Insecta, Diptera, Culicidae. Gene Ontology annotation, molecular function: zinc ion binding; protein binding. The coding region runs from base 951 to 3077 and encodes 708 amino acids.